Fundulus heteroclitus (mummichog) is the source of this 3009-nucleotide messenger RNA. RefSeq names its product endoribonuclease ZC3H12A (gene zc3h12aa). Gene Ontology annotation, cellular component: nucleus; cytoplasmic ribonucleoprotein granule. Gene Ontology annotation, biological process: nuclear-transcribed mRNA catabolic process, RNase MRP-dependent; 3'-UTR-mediated mRNA destabilization. The record is from RefSeq and is a predicted model, not a curated record. NCBI's taxonomy places the organism in Eukaryota, Metazoa, Chordata, Actinopteri, Cyprinodontiformes, Fundulidae. Gene Ontology annotation, molecular function: mRNA binding; RNA endonuclease activity; metal ion binding.
GCCACAACUUGGGGAGCAAAAGCCUGCAGACUCGGAGCUGAGGCCUGUUGUUAUUGACGGCAGCAAUGUCGCCAUGAGUCACGGCAACAAGGAAGUCUUCUCAUGCCGGGGAAUAGAGUUGACAGUGAAUUUCUUUCUGGACAGAGGUCAUAACAACAUUACUGUGUUUGUUCCCUCUUGGCGCAAAGAGCUGCCCCGAGCUGACACCCCCAUAAAAGAUCAACACAUUCUGUUGGAGCUGGAGAAACAGAAAAUAGUGGCCUUCACCCCAUCGCGCCGUGUCGGUGGCAAGCGAGUGGUUUGUUAUGACGACCGCUUCAUUGUCAAACUGGCAUAUGAGUCAGACGGGGUAAUUGUGUCCAACGACACGUACCGUGAUCUACAAGGAGAACGACCUGAGUGGAAGAAAUGCAUUGAGGAGAGGCUCCUCAUGUACUCGUUUGUGAAUGACAAGUUCAUGCCUCCAGAUGAUCCUUUGGGUAGACAUGGUCCUAGCCUUGACAACUUUCUUAGGAAAAGACCCCUGCCCGUGGAGCAGAAGAAACUACCCUGUCCAUAUGAUAAAAAGUGCACUUAUGGCAUCAAGUGUAAGUAUUACCAUCCUGAGCGGGCAAACCACUCCUACCUGUCCCUGGCUGAUGAGCUGAGGGAGAAAGCACAGAUUUCUACUGUAAAAGAAGAGAGAAAGGCCAGAUCUUCGGUCAGCUAUCCUCAGUCUGAGCCUGAGCCUUUCCAUCCUCGACACAGACAUCUCCCUUGGGAUCAACAGAGUUACUCGGUUCCUCGUCAAAUUAGUGAAAAUAAACUAGUGCCCUGGGAAGAGUUCAGAAAAAGCCCCAACCAGAUUUUGUCUCCGGUAAAUGGAGGACAGUGUCAGAACGAAUACCCUGGGUUGCAUUUUAAGCCCAAUCAUUACUAUCCCGGCAUGUCUCAGGAAAAUUUUGAUUCUGGUUUUGGCUCAACUGAGAGCCACUACUCGGACAUGUUGCCACCCCUCAGCGGCACCCACAGACCUGGGCCUCAGCAUCGGAGCGCCUUCGCCGGACCCCAGCAUGCCUCAGUUCAUGGGGAGAAAAACAGUACCAGUCAUUGUAACGGAUGCUGUUCAUCUCCUCAUCGGCAACAUCGCAGCAACAUCGACUGCAGCGGUCAACCCCUCUGCAACACCUACCUUUCAGAUAUGUUCCCAUACAGUGCGCAUCAACAGCGGAGCCUUCCCGCCCAUUUGCACAACGCCGCAGCCCCCCCUCUCCAUCAGCAUUACUGGUCAGAUCCCUUUCAGUGUGCUCCCCAAGCCAGAACAUCGUGCCCUGUCCCGUCUCUGGCCUACCCUUCACACUGCCACAGCUCCUGCUGCUCUUAUAACAAUCAGCAGUACCAACCCUGGGGGCAACAACGCCCCCCGCCACCUUCUGCUGCCUUCGAACAACAGAGGUCAGAGAUGCGCAAGAAACUGCAAGCCAUCUUUAACCCUCACCAAGUGGACCGGGUCAUGGAGAUGUUCCCGCACCUGGUGGACGCUGAAAAAAUGGCUGCAGAGAUACUGAACAUGAAAGCUCAGGGGAUGAUAUUCUGAUUGCGUGUGUCGUGCUCUUCAAUCUGAAAUAUCGAUAUGAUCAGGAUUAUUGCGUUUAAGGGUCACAGCAAUCAAAUGAUCAGCAAGGUCGGCGACAAGAAACUGUCGAUCUCAAAUUUCAAUGUCGGCAUGUCAAGUACAGCCACAUCAAUGUUGUUAUAGCGGGAAUUAAUACACUAUAGUUAUGUUAAGUAUUGCCAACAAUACACAUUAAACCCAUCACAGUGUACUGGGCCUAGUCAGUACACAUCAGCCAUGUUUUUUUUUUUUUGAGAAUAAUUGUUCCUUUACAACAGAGAGAAAAAACGAUGAGAAAAAUUGCUGGGCGCCGUGGAAGUGACCUCCAGUGCGGGUUGUUGUAAUUGAAUAGAUCUGUAACUCUUGCCCAUUACCCUAUAGGGUUUACUAAGCUACAGUAAAUGGUUGCUUUUAUGUCUGUUGAAUGUUAUUUUUAUGUUUAUGUAAGUUAAAACAACUUAACAUGUUAGGAGGACACUGAACACUUGUUCAGCUUAUUGGUAGCGAGCUAUUUGACCUUCAAGCGCUUAAGAUUACCUUUGUUCGGUUCUGCUUGAAAUGUUAAAAUGUCUACACUAGUCAAACCUGAACCGAAUAACUCUAUGCUAAGCAGAUAUUCUUUAAAACAUCACUAUGUGAUUUGUGAAACCUUUUAUUCUGUUUGUGAAAAUGUAAAGCGUUUUCUACUCAUCAUUUAAAUCUACUAUGACUAUUUAUGUGCUAAUGUAAACCCCUGCUUGCUGGUACUGAGAGCAGAGGCUGAGCUAAGACCACAGAAAGCGGUGAUGGAUUAAAUUGUUAUCUUAAAUAGAAAUAAAAUUGAUAGAUUCGUCAGCUACCAAAAUGAUCAUUAGUUGCAGCCCUAUGUCAGUCUGAGAUGAGAAAAAUCAUUUGUGAGAGCAUUAAUUUAGAAGAUAAUGUACCAAUACCCUGAUUCUUUGCUAUCUUUUAUUAUGGCAGAGAAAUGUACCCCAAUAUUCAUGAGAAGUCAAUGUUGAGUUCUGUGUUUGACACGGUGGUCAAAUGUAACCCUGCCGUCCAUAUUUCGGAUGAAAUGUGCCUCCAGACCAAAGAUGACCGGGUUUCAGGAGUUUUGACUGUUGAUGCAUAUUGUGUCAAAUGUUAUUUUUAAGUUCUCAUGUUGCAUGACAUGUUUUUAUGCUUUUGGUUUCACUUGAGUCGUCUGUAACAGUCUGGGGUCAUUCAGUAUUAUCUGUGAUCUACAGUUCUAAUCUCACAAGGAAACUGAACAGAGGUGACUACUGAAAGCACUGUCCGUAUUUAAGGAAUUUACCAAGUGUGCCCUUCCUGUAAAUGUGCUCCAUUUCCACGAAACAUGCACCAAUAAAAAUGUAAAUUAUGUACGUAUUGAAGUGACUGUUUUAAUGAAAAUGGAAAUAAAAUUUGGAAAUCUA